CCGCUCCACCCAUCAUGGGACAACAAGGCGGACAACCGCAGGUGACAGGCCCUGCCAACAACCCCCAACAGGCCCAACCGGGCACCCAGACGGCAACCCAACCCCCGGACCCCAUGGCAAUGCUCGUCCAGUCGAUGACCCUCCUCACCCAGUCUAUGGCCCAGCUCGCUGCCUCGACCACCGGGGCCAAUAGUCUGAAAGCGGUCCAGAAGCCCUCCCCCUUCAAAGGCGAACAAGGGGGUGAGGCACGGCGUUUCCUGGCAGCGUUCACCCUCUGGGCCAUGUCCCAAGGUUUGACGCUCAAUCACGUCGAUGCUAUGGGCAACGCGAUCAGUGCGCGCGAUGACCAAUGGAUUCAAGCGGUCCUCUCCUUUAUGCAGGACAGUGCAGCUCUCUGGGCCACCCCGGCGAUGGAGGAGAUCACGCAGGGCACCACUCCGUUCAAAGGCUCAUGGACGGAGUUCCGCACCCAGUUCAAGGCCCGUUUCGAGACAGUCGACGAGGUGGUCGAUGCGAAGGAACACCUCCGCACAUUGUGGCAAGGCUCCAUGACUGACGAGUUGGUACACACGGCGAGGCCCAUCGCUUCUCUAGAAGACCUCAUCACCGUCUCCUCUGACAUCGACGUCCGUGUCUGCCAACGCCGUGCCGAACGGGAUCGUCAGCGCGGACGUACCGCCACCACCACAGCGACCAAGCCGGCAGUUCCACUGCACACCACCCCCUUCAUGCCGCCUACCAGGGACCCAAAUGCGAUGGACAUUGACGCGACCCGUACGCGCGAAGAGUUCAACCGCCUCAUGCGCGGCAAGUGCUACGGUUGCGGGUCUAUGGCGCACGUCAAGAAGGACGGCGGCCACAAUUGGGACAUCUGUGGCUACUGUCGUCGCGUGGGGCACCGCGAGACGGUGUGCAUGGACAAGUUCCUGAAGAAGCCCCGCUCGCAGAAGCUCGCUGCAACAGAGGAGGGACCCGAGGAACCCCAGGUCGCAGCGUCGACGUCAACGUCUGCGGACGCCGGAGCAACCAACGCCCUCAUCGCGCAGCUCAUGGAGCAGCAGAAGGCCCUCGCGGACCAGCUUGCCUCUCUGCAGAAGUCUUUUUAGAGUGGGCGCGUGCGAAAGCUGCCGCAGCGGCGCCCUCCAGUACAAGUACGGACUCUUCACCUCCCCAGAUCCCUGACCCCUGCCUGUACGAUAGUGUUAGUUCGUGUAUCAUCCCCGAAUUAAACCCGUCUAGCUCGCAUUUCCGCGUCAGUGUGAUACUCAAAGGCAGAAACCGUAGUGUACGUUCCGCAGCUAUGAUAGACAGUGGGGCAACGGCCCUUUUUAUCAGUCACCGUUUCGUAAAGAAGAACAAUGUCUAUUUACAUAGGUUAGCUAGAGACAUUCCCCUCUA
Molecule: messenger RNA, 1398 nt
Organism: Dichomitus squalens LYAD-421 SS1
Lineage: Eukaryota; Fungi; Basidiomycota; Agaricomycetes; Polyporales; Polyporaceae
Exons: 2
Coding region: 15-1106 (363 amino acids)
Source: RefSeq, a predicted model, not a curated record